Messenger RNA from Cajanus cajan (pigeon pea), 1514 nucleotides. RefSeq lists its product as uncharacterized. The record is from RefSeq and is a predicted model, not a curated record. NCBI's taxonomy places the organism in Eukaryota, Viridiplantae, Streptophyta, Magnoliopsida, Fabales, Fabaceae.
AUGGACCGAUUCAACAAGAUUGCGAUGGAGAUUGGUGAUCUUAACCCUGCCGUGGCCCUGGACCGGUUGAGCACGACACUUAGGCCGGGACCGUUUGUGAAUAGUUUAUGCAAAAAGCCACCCGUUGACAUGAACGACCUCCGUAGACGUGCCGAGAAGUAUAUGCAGAUGGAGGAAUUGGCGGAGACAAGAAACCAAGCCAGGACCAAAGAGGGUUACAGCCGGAAGGAGCAAGGUCGGGAGCCGAUGAAAAGGGCGAAUACCGAGCCCUCGAACACUCGACCGCCGAGAGGACCGCGUUACACGACUUAUACUCCCCUUAAUGCGAGUAGGGCCAAGGUGCUGGAGCAGGCUCUUGCGUCGGAGAUUUUGGUGAUACCGAAGAGGGCGAACACUCCUCCGAGGGACGACAAGGCUAAAACUUGCCGAUUCCACCGAAAUCGAGGCAAUUCAACAGAGGAGUGCUCAGCAUUAAGAGACAAACUUGAAGACCUUAUCAAGCAAGGUCACCUUAGGAGCUUCGUCUCAUCCCAAGACCACCGACCAAGAGGGAGAGACCAAUACCCUCGAAGAACGUCGUCGCCCGGGGAACGACGCCGUCGAUCUCGAUCUGCUGAAAGGAAAGACCACCCCCGGAGCUCGCGAGAAGACAAUGAUCGCCCGAGGAAGAUAAUAAACACAAUUGUCAGAGGCUUCGCCGGGGGAGGCUCUACGUCCUCUGCGCGGAAAAGACACCACCGGGCGGUACGGUCGGUGAACAACGUUGAUCAGCCGAAGACACCGAAAAUGCCGCCGAUAACUUUUUCAGACAAAGAUUUUCGGGGUAUCGACCCGGUCCAAGACGACCCCAUGAUAAUCUCCAUCGAAAUGCAUAAUUGCAUUCUGAAGAAGACCCUGGUCGACCAAGGAAGCUCCGCCGACAUCUUGUAUUGGAACACUUUCAUGCAACUAGGAAUCCCGGAGGAGAGCUUAGAGCCGUAUCAUGAGCCCCUGGUCGGCUUCUCGGGUGAGCGAGUGAUGACAAGGGGAUGUAUUGACCUGUACAUCCGCUUUGGUUUCGAUCAAAGAUCUUUCCGAGAGAUCAAAAUCCGAUACAUAGUGGUGCAUGCAAAUACGUCAUACAACAUUCUCCUAGGGAGACCGUCGAUCAAUGCGUUAGGGGCCAUCGUCUCGACGCCUCAUCUAAGCAUGAAGUUUUCGUCAAGGGAUGGGCAAGUUAUCACCGUGCAUGCCGACCAGAAAACCGCAAGGGAGUGCUAUCUCUCUAGUUUGAGAGUGCAGCCUAUUGCCGAGCCGUCGACCACAAAGAUAGGCGUGAACGUGGUCGCACAAGGGAUAGCCGAGGGGGCGGUCGAAGACCUCGUCUCAUUUCAGCUCGGCCGGUUACCUGAGCAGGUCACGCGCCUGGGAUCCCAAUUGAGAGAGAUCGAUGCGAACCGGGUUAAACGAGCAGUUUGCGACAAUAUAGACCUUUUUGCUUCGACGGCGUCGGAUAUGCCCGGGAUUGACCCCAA